AUAAAUUACUACUUUAAUUCUAAAAGAAUAUUUCUAUAUAAUAUUAGUUAUCUACUAGAUAUAAAGAUAUUUAUUUUAUAUUAUUUCUGUUCCAAAGAGAAGAAGAUUUAUAAUUUAAUAAAUUUUAUAUACUCUGUAUUAUAUAUAUAUAAUUUAUUAAUAUUUAUUAAGCCUGUGACUGGCUUUUUAAAAAAUAUUUAUAAUUUUAUUAAGAUUAUUAAAUAG
Aspergillus neoniger CBS 115656 is the source of this 225-nucleotide messenger RNA. RefSeq lists its product as uncharacterized. The record is from RefSeq and is a predicted model, not a curated record. The transcript has a single exon. Lineage: Eukaryota; Fungi; Ascomycota; Eurotiomycetes; Eurotiales; Aspergillaceae. The annotation marks the transcript as partial.